Ornithodoros turicata is the source of this 951-nucleotide messenger RNA. RefSeq lists its product as uncharacterized. The transcript has 4 exons. Bases 293 to 943 code for a protein of 216 amino acids. NCBI's taxonomy places the organism in Eukaryota, Metazoa, Arthropoda, Arachnida, Ixodida, Argasidae. The record is from RefSeq and is a predicted model, not a curated record.
UUGUCAUCCGGCUUAGAUUUUAAGGAUGUAGCAAUGGCCUUCAGAGUGGGACUUGAAACUGCACGGGAGGCUAUUCACUUAACUUGCAGUGUUCUCUGGGAAAGACUGAGGGACCUGUACAUGAAGCCACCAGGUCCUGCAGAAUGGGCAGACAUUGCGAGAGGCUUUGAUGAACGGUGGCAGUUUCCAAACUGUCUAGGGGCAGUUGACGGCAAGCACGUCAGAAUUGUUGCACAAAAAAAAAACUGGGUCCCAGUACUACAACUACAAGGGGACAUUUUCGAUAGUUCUGAUGGCUGUCGUAGACAGUCGCUACAGGUUUGUCCUGAUUGAUGUUGGCGCCGAGGGACGACAAAGUGAUUCUGGAGUGCCCAAGGCAUCACCAAUUGGCCACCACCUUGAAAGCGGCACCUUGGACACCCCAGGGUUGAAGAAACUGCUUGGAAGCGAACUGGUGACUCCCCACGUGUUUAUUGGGGAUGAGGCAUUCCAGCUACGACCCGAUUUUCUGAGGCCCUACCCAGGCCUCGGCCUGCCUAUAGAAAAGAGGGUCUUCAACUUACGGUUGAGCCGUGCCAGGAACUGCGUUGAAAACGCAUUCGGCAUUCUCUGUGCACGGUGGAGGAUCCUGUUAAGGACCAUCAACUUAACACCAGAAAAUGCAGAUGGUGUUGCAAAGGCAGCUUGUGUGCUUCACAAUUUCCUGAGCACUCACAACAAUGACACUGUGAGCUAUGGUGACAAUCAGGAUGUCUACAGCAACAUUACUGAAGGAAGAUGGCAUCAGGAGCUGGAGGGUUGUUCAGUGUUGCCUUCUCUGCAUCGCACCCAUGCAAGAAACUUCAGCAGGGAUGCCGCUGCAAGCAGGGAAGCAUUUACUGAAUACUUCUGUAGUCCAGCUGGGGAGUUGUCAUGGCAGUGGGCAAGGGUACAACCACAAUGAAGGGCAGU